AGUGGUUUUAUUUUACAUUAGAGCGCACAUUCUGCCACUGUUUCCUUAAUGGUUUUGCUCGCAGUCUCGUUUCAGUUUGCAGAUCCUAUAAUCGUGGGAAAAUAAUGACAGUUAUCAGUCGCACCCACCAAGUACCCAUAAAAAUCUGUCCUCUGUUCUGGAAGAUGAUAAUUAUUGGUUGUACUACCAUUAUCAUUGUCGUUGUUGAUAGAGGAAAUCUUGAAGCAUUUUUUCCAAAGUAAUUCCAGAGAAAUCACUUCAAAUUGGCCUAUUUCGGGGGGACAAGGGGACCAGCUUGCUUUAUAGCCUAAUAUUUCACAGAAAUCUUUGAAUCCAGGCAUGAGCUGCCGCCUGGCACACUUUGGCACACGCGUCGUGAUGUCAGCGGCUGCAUUUUGAUAACGCGUUUUGCAACUUGCUAGUUGUGUUUUGAGUUCAAUUAUGUAAUUAGGCUGAUAAUGACAGUGAGGGAAUUUAACUGGCUUUAAUUUGUUAUUCAGGUGGAGAUAGGAGACUGUGGAUAGAGAGCGCGGCUGUGUCUCUGCUCUGUGCUCAGACUGAACGCUUUGGUGGUCAAGAUGAAGCCCGGGAGAAUGAGGAGCUGCCGCGGCUGUGCGCCUCGCUCCAGGCGCAUCCUGCGGAGUCUCUGUGACCCCGGAAGGCGAGGACUUGUCUACUUCUUUUCCAUCACAUGAUGCCUGCUCUCUCCUUCGGACCCAGCCCCAGCGUCGCCAAUCCGCUUCCCUCUUGGAGAGAGUGGACCAAUCAGCGAGCGUCUUUGAUGAAUAUUCAUGAGUCCGAGAUUCAAACCUUUGAGCGACUUUGUCUAGGUCCACAGCAUCAUACCUAGGACUUUUCACGGGCACAAACUACAUUUUCUUAUGAAUGGAACGAGAAAAAAUCUGUUCGCCUUAAAUUGGGACCCGUCCUUCACUGAGAUCAUAGAGGCAAAACAACAAAAGCGAGACGAGGGGAACCGCCAGAAGAGAUGACAAUGACUACAAUUCCUGAAAGUCUUAAUAGCCCUGCCUCAGGAAAAACCGUUUUCAUGGAGUUUGGACCCCCGAGUCAACAAAUGUCUCCGUCCUCCAUGUCUCACGGACACUAUCCCAUGCACUGUUUACAUUCUGCAGGUCACACGCAGCACGACAGCUACAGCCCUGCCUCGUCUUUCCCUAGGUCGUUGGGCUAUCCCUACGGCAGCCAUCCCACCAGUCCGUACCUGGGCUCCGUGCAGACGUACCAAAACAGCUCUGCGCUCUCACAGACACGGCUAGAGGACACAGUGCCAGAAGCGGAGAAAAACACAGUGGUGGAAGGUGGCGAAGUGCGCUUCAACGGAAAAGGCAAAAAAAUUAGGAAACCAAGGACUAUCUAUUCGAGUUUACAACUGCAAGCUCUGAACAGGAGGUUUCAGCAGACCCAGUACCUGGCGUUACCGGAGAGAGCGGAGCUGGCGGCGUCUCUGGGGCUCACGCAAACACAGGUGAAAAUUUGGUUCCAGAAUAAACGUUCCAAGUUUAAGAAACUGAUGAAGCAGGGGGGAGGCACCAUCGAUACCAAUGCUUUGUCCAGUGGCCGUGGACUGUCCACGGGCUCCCCCUCCGUGCCCCCGGUGUGGAGCUCUCCCACAACAGUUAAGACAUCAGCGGGGUCCACCGGCUCAUACAUCCCCAGCUACACGUCUUGGUACCCGACCACACACCAAGAGUCUAUGCAACAGUCGCAGCUCAUGUGAGCAAACGGCGAGCUUGGACUCGGACUUCAGCGCACCAGGACGUGGCGCACGGUCAGGCCACGCACAAACCGAACCCGGAGCACUGAGCCUGAGCCGAGGCUCCAGAGGCGGGGGCCAAUGACUGAAGGCGAGGAGCCUGAGGGCGACAGGGCCGUAACGAUGCGCGGAAGUCGCACAAGCGGAUCUUUUGGCUGCUGUUUAUCAUUGUGUCAGUUUAGAUUUAUUUUUUAUCACACGUGAGAGAUUUUCUAUUGAGCUGCAGUUUGGGCCCACGGAGCCGCAGCUAAACUAAUUUAGACCAAAGGUGUUCCUUUGAUAAAAAUGUUUGACCACAGCAGUAGUUUCAGCAAUGCCUCAAGGUGCUGUAUGUUGUUACUCUGUGUUUGUUAUUUAAGUUAAAUUAUUCUGAUGAGUUUUGUUUCUUUUAAAGUCAGUCUGUGUUCAGUCUGUGUUCCAGAGACAACACUGUUCUAGCUGCACUUAAGUAAAGCUUUCUAUGCCGUGCCCCGGUGUUAUGUGAAAUGUAGAAGGCCUGACGAGACGUGCUGCUUUGAAAAACACGUGGAUGUGAUGAGCAGUUCUUCUGUCACUGUAUUUUGUACAUAUUUCACAUUUGUUUUGUGCUGUACUCAAUGGAGCUCCACAGUCCCACCCACUUCGAAGUGCGCACCGGUUCCGGAAGUAAAAUGUCCAUUCAAUUCCCCAUAAACUUUUCGAAAAAUUUGAAUAUUAGAAGUUCAAAGGCAUUGGGGAGGCUCACCAGCUACUUGGUAACUAACAUCCAUAACGCGGUUGUUUUAAGUCCAAAAAGCACAUUUAAAACUAAAGAUUCAGCGAAAUGCUUUAAUAACUUAUCGGUUUAUAAAGUUUCAGAGACAGAUUUUACAUAAAAUUAUAGGAUUGUCAGUAGUUACCACAUAGCUGAUUAGCCUUUUAUUUAUUUAUUAUUUAUUUAUUUUUCAUGGAAAGUCUAUGGGAAAAAUGAGAGAAAUGUACUUCCGGACCCGGGGGCGGGCCGUCACUGUUGAGCUCCACACGCUGUGAAACAAGGUCUUUUGGCUUUCUGUAUCUGUCGAGAUGUGUUUAGUCAACAUAGAAAAUAUUUAGUUUUGUAUUGAUCACUUUAAUUUAUUUAUGUUUAUGUACAUAAUGUUCACAUUUUCAGAAGCAGUAAAAGUCUGAUUUAAAUUAUGCCAUAAACGUUUGACUGAAGCCUCCUCUCUCGGUGUUAUCGCAGCACACCUUUGAUUUAUGACCGUUCA
Messenger RNA from Periophthalmus magnuspinnatus, 3000 nucleotides. RefSeq names its product distal-less homeobox 1a (gene dlx1a). NCBI's taxonomy places the organism in Eukaryota, Metazoa, Chordata, Actinopteri, Gobiiformes, Gobiidae. Gene Ontology annotation, biological process: embryo development; cell differentiation; negative regulation of transcription by RNA polymerase II. The record is from RefSeq and is a predicted model, not a curated record. The transcript has 4 exons. The coding region runs from base 989 to 1738 and encodes 249 amino acids. Gene Ontology annotation, molecular function: RNA polymerase II cis-regulatory region sequence-specific DNA binding; DNA-binding transcription factor activity, RNA polymerase II-specific.